This is a messenger RNA of Cynocephalus volans (Philippine flying lemur), 654 nucleotides long. It is a transcript of the gene RAB19, whose product is annotated as RAB19, member RAS oncogene family. Bases 1 to 654 code for a protein of 217 amino acids. Gene Ontology annotation, biological process: vesicle-mediated transport. The record is from RefSeq and is a predicted model, not a curated record. Gene Ontology annotation, cellular component: trans-Golgi network; Golgi cisterna. Gene Ontology annotation, molecular function: GTP binding; GTPase activity. The transcript is spliced from 3 exons. NCBI's taxonomy places the organism in Eukaryota, Metazoa, Chordata, Mammalia, Dermoptera, Cynocephalidae.
AUGCAGUUCUCCAGGUCAGCCAGGGCAGCAGAUGAAAACUGUGACUAUUUGUUCAAGAUUAUCCUCAUUGGGGAUUCCAAUGUGGGGAAGACGUGUGUGGUGCAGCAUUUCAAAUAUGGAGUCUACACCGAGACACAGCAGAACACGAUUGGGGUGGACUUCACCGUGCGCUCCCUUGAGAUUGAUGGCAAGAAAGUGAAGAUGCAGGUGUGGGACACGGCCGGCCAGGAGCGCUUCCGCACCAUCACCCAAAGCUACUACCGCAGUGCACAUGCGGCCAUCAUCGCCUAUGACCUCACCCGGCGGUCCACGUUCGAGUCCGUCCCCCACUGGAUCCAUGAGAUAGAAAAGUAUGGAGCGGCCAACUUGGUCAUUAUGUUGAUCGGAAACAAAUCUGACAUGUGGGAAAAGCGGCAUGUCCUGUUUGAGGAUGCCUGCACCCUGGCUGAGAAAUAUGGCCUCCUGGCGGUUUUGGAGACAUCUGCCAAGGAAUCCAGGAACAUAGAUGAGGUCUUUGUGCUGAUGGCCAGGGAGCUGAUGGCCCGCAACAGCCUGCACCUGUAUGGGGACAGUGCCCUGAGCGGCCUGUCCCUGGAUUCCAGCCCCAUUCUGGUGGCCCCGGGGCCAGGUGAGAAGACGUCCUGCACUUGCUGA